This is a messenger RNA of Toxotes jaculatrix (banded archerfish), 5105 nucleotides long. It is a transcript of the gene ogdha, whose product is annotated as oxoglutarate dehydrogenase a. The transcript has 25 exons. Gene Ontology annotation, biological process: tricarboxylic acid cycle. Bases 270 to 3440 code for a protein of 1056 amino acids. Gene Ontology annotation, molecular function: oxoglutarate dehydrogenase (succinyl-transferring) activity; thiamine pyrophosphate binding. Gene Ontology annotation, cellular component: oxoglutarate dehydrogenase complex; mitochondrion. The record is from RefSeq and is a predicted model, not a curated record. NCBI's taxonomy places the organism in Eukaryota, Metazoa, Chordata, Actinopteri, Toxotidae.
CUCGCUUCCAGGCUCCGCGCCCGGAGACUGUCAUCGUUUCAACGGGAGAGGCGAAGGGCAUCUGGGAUACCGGCCGAGAGGGGAGUCGUUGAAACGCGUUUCUUGAGUGGACAGACAGACCAGUGGACGGUGGACGUUUCCUUCAUCCCUCUCUGUCCUGGGUCUGACCUCACUGGAGUUUUAUUUCCUGUCGUCGUUCUGAGGUUGAGGACGUCCGGCCUGUCGGACUGACCACCACCACCGUGUGUGUGAUACUUUAAGGACUGCUUAUGCAUCGUUUAAGGACUUGUGCGGCGCGGUUGCGUCCGCUUACCGCCUCGCAGGCGGCUCAGACUGUCGGCCAGCAGCGGCCAAUCACAGUCACCUCCACAGGUGGCACAAGGACGUUUCAGCCAAUCAGGUGCUACUCGGCACCGGUGGCCUCGGAGCCAUUCCUUAACGGGACGAGCUCCAACUAUGUGGAGGAGAUGUACUACGCCUGGCUGGAGAACCCCAAGAGUGUUCACAAGUCGUGGGAUGUGUUUUUCCGGAACGCUAACGCCGGUGCUCCUCCUGGUGCUGCCUACCAGUCUCCUCUGUCUGCGGCGUCCGGCCUCGUCGCUCCUCAGCUCUCCUCUCUGGUCGGAGCUCAGCCCAACGUGGAGAAGCUGGUGGAGGAUCACCUGGCCGUCCAGUCCCUCAUCAGGGCCUACCAGAUCCGAGGGCACCAUGUGGCCCAGUUGGACCCCCUCGGCAUCAUGGACGCCGAUCUGGACUCGUGUGUCCCCACUGACAUUAUCACCUCCUCCGACAAGCUGGACGUGACGGUUUUCAAGGAGAGGCUGAGAAUCCUAACGGUAGGAGAGUCAGACUGCCACUCACAGUUUAGUGUCGGCUGCAGACGGAGCGGCUUCUACGGUCUGGAUGAGUCGGACCUGGACAAGGUGUUUCGCCUGCCCACCACCACCUUCAUCGGCGGUUCAGAGAGCGCCCUUCCCCUGAAAGAGAUCAUACGGCGCCUGGAGAUGGCGUACUGUCAGCACAUCGGAGUGGAGUUCAUGUUCAUCAACGACCUGGAGCAGUGUCAGUGGAUCAGGCAGAAGUUUGAGACUCCAGGGGUGAUGCAGUUCACUCUGGAGGAGAAGAGGACUCUGCUGGCCCGUAUGGUCCGGUCCACCAGGUUCGAGGAGUUCCUGCAGAAGAAGUGGUCUGCAGAGAAGCGCUUCGGUCUGGAGGGAUGUGAAUCUCUGAUCCCUGCUUUGAAAACCAUCAUCGAUAAAUCCUCUGAGAACGGCGUGGAGAACGUCAUCAUGGGCAUGCCUCACAGGGGCCGUCUGAAUGUUUUGGCCAAUGUGAUCCGUAAAGAGUUGGAGCAGAUCUUCUGUCAGUUUGACUCCAAACUGGAAGCUGCUGAUGAGGGCUCUGGAGACGUGAAGUACCACCUGGGUAUGUACCACCGUCGUAUCAACCGCGUGACGGACAGGAACAUCACCCUGUCUCUGGUGGCCAACCCCUCUCACCUGGAGGCCGUCGACCCCGUCGUCCAAGGGAAGACCAAAGCGGAGCAGUUCUAUUGUGGAGACACCGACGGGAACAGGGUGAUGUCCAUCCUGCUCCACGGAGACGCUGCGUUUGCAGGUCAGGGAAUCGUCUAUGAAACGUUUCACCUGUCUGACCUGCCGUCCUACACCACACACGGCACCGUGCACGUCGUCGUCAACAACCAGAUCGGUUUCACCACAGAUCCCCGUAUGGCCCGAUCGUCUCCGUAUCCGACUGACGUGGCUCGAGUCGUCAACGCUCCCAUCUUCCACGUCAAUGCCGACGACCCUGAGGCCGUCAUCUACGUCUGCAAGGUGGCCGCUGAGUGGAGAGCCACGUUCCACAAGGACGUGGUGGUGGACCUGGUGUGUUACCGCCGGAUGGGUCACAACGAGAUGGACGAGCCGAUGUUCACUCAGCCGCUGAUGUACAAACAGAUCAAGAAGCAGAAGCCUGUUCUGCUGAAGUACGCUGAGAAGCUGAUCGCAGAGGGAGCCGUGAGCCGGCAGGAGUACGAGGAGGAGAUCGCCAAGUAUGAUAAGAUCUGUGAGGAGGCGUACGCUCGCUCCAAGGACGAGAAAAUCCUCCACAUCAAGCACUGGCUGGACUCCCCAUGGCCCGGUUUUUUCACUCUGGACGGACAGCCAAAGUCUAUGAGCUGCCCCUCCACCGGUCUGUCUGAGGAAAACCUGAGCCACAUCGGACAGGUGGCCUCGUCCGUCCCUGUGGAGGACUUCACCAUCCACGGAGGUCUGAGUCGUAUCCUGAAGGGCCGAGCUGAGAUGGUUCGGAACCGGACCGUGGACUGGGCUCUGGGAGAGUACAUGGCCUUCGGAUCGCUGCUGAAGGAGGGAAUCCACAUCAGGCUGUCGGGACAGGACGUCGAGCGAGGGACGUUCAGCCACCGUCAUCACGUCCUCCAUGACCAGAACGUGGACAAGAGGAUCUGUAUUCCCAUGAACCACCUGUCUCCUGACCAGGCGCCGUACACCGUGUGCAACAGCUCGCUGUCCGAGUACGGCGUCCUCGGUUUUGAGUUGGGUUUUGCGAUGGCGAGUCCCAACGCUCUGAUCCUGUGGGAGGCUCAGUUUGGAGAUUUCCACAACACGGCUCAGUGCAUCAUUGACCAGUUCAUCUGUCCCGGUCAGGCCAAGUGGGUCAGACAGAACGGCAUCGUGCUGCUGCUGCCGCACGGCAUGGAGGGCAUGGGUCCAGAACAUUCUUCAGCUCGUCCUGAGAGAUUCCUCCAGAUGUGUAAUGACGACCCAGAUGUUAUGCCUACCAUCACUGAGGACUUUGCGGUGCGUCAGCUCUACGACUGUAACUGGAUCGUGGUGAACUGUUCAUCUCCUGGAAACUACUUCCACGUCCUCAGACGACAGAUCCUCCUGCCGUUCAGGAAGCCGCUCAUCGUCUUCACUCCCAAAUCUCUGCUCCGUCACCCAGAGGCCAGGUCCAGCUUUGACGAGAUGCUGCCUGGAACUCACUUCCAGAGGCUGAUCCCAGAAGGAGGCUCGGCACUGGAGCGUCCGGAGGAGGUGAAGAGACUGAUCUUCUGCACGGGGAAGGUUUACUACGAGCUGACCAAAGAGAGGAAGAACAGAGGGAUGGAGGGAAGCGUGGCCAUCGCACGCAUGGAGCAGUUGUCUCCGUUCCCGUUCGACCAGGUGAAGGCCGAGUCGGAGCGCUUUGCCAACGCUGACCUGGUUUGGUGUCAGGAGGAGCACAAGAACCAGGGGUACUACGACUACGUGAAGCCGCGCAUCAGGACCACCAUCCAGAGAGCCAAACCUGUCUGGUAUGUUGGUAGGGAGCCGGCGGCAGCUCCGGCUACAGGAAACAAAAACACUCAUCUGAUGGAGCUGCGGCGUUUCCUGGAUGCCGCCUUCGACCUGGACGCAUUCAAAGAUCAGCAGUAAACCUGUGACCUGCAACACCUGGAAUAUACCCUCACCUCUGACCCCUGACCCCGCUGGAUUCAGUUACACACACAGACUGCAACAUCAACUGAACACACACACACACACACACACAGCUGUACAACUACUGUGUAGUACUGUGUCAGUAGUGCACACAUGUAAUCAGCAGUAUUACAGUGCAGUAUCAGCUUCAGGCUCAACUCCACCCACAGGAAACACAGCAAUUCAACUAUCCAAGCAACGCGUUGCCGCAGCCGCUGCUUUAAGAUUCCAGGUUCAGUCUGAGUCUGUUGCUUUUCAGAGCUCAGGCUGAGAAUCGUUUGGUUUUCUGACGUUUGAAGGAACCAGAACUAAUCUGAUGCUGCCAAGAUUCAGGUUUGGAAGUGUUUUUAGAAAAAUGUGCACAAAGAACAGAGACAUGAAAGAAAAGAAAACCAUGAUGUUAGUGAGGACGUGACACAGCUCUUUCUUCUUCUGUGUCUGAGCAGUUUAACCUGGGUUUCAUUUGUUACUGAUUGAUUAACAUUGAUUGGUUUAUGGGCCACAGGUCUAAACACUAGCAACCACAAAGAAACGUCACCUGAAUAAAAUCUUGUCUAAAAUUGGCAGAUUUUUUUAAUGAAGUCUGAAACUUUAGGAUCAGAUUCAGACAGAAACAUUUCAGCCCAGUGAGCAACGUGGAGAGUCGGUACGAGGCAACUCGUCUGGGCAACACACAGGUUUCAGGCAGCAUGAAGGAAAACUCAGAGAUGUCUGAUGAGGCAACGUUGCUCCACAAAAAGUUGCAUCAAACCAUCUGGGGGAGUUGAGCCUUAAGCCUGAACCUAAACCUUCAUGACCUUUCACCUUUCAACACAUGCACCCUUCUCCGUCCACACACACACACACACACACUCCACCUCCAGCUGUCUUCUGUAACAUCAGGUCAUUAGAGCAGAUGGUUUAGAAAACACACACAGUGACACCUCCUGUUUCCUUUUUCUCAUCUUCAUCCUCAUCACUGCUUCCUCAGUCAGGUCCUAAAAUCAUCCUCCCUUCACCUGAAACGUUGCCGGAAACAUUUUAUUUUUAGUUUUUCUUUAAUGUCUCGUUAGCAUAGUUAGCGCUCCCCAUUGAAAACCAAUGUGAGCGCAGCUAGCUGAGAAAAGAGUGUGAUAUUUGAGGAUUGGUAUCACUACAGCAGGUAGAGGUGUUUUGCCUUUCAGCAGGUGUGUUCACUCGUUGAGUAAAGUCUGUAAUUAGUCACCAUGGCAACGCUUAACUCGCACACUUGAGAUUUUAUUCUAUUCGUCUUUUAUUUUGAAGGGAUAUCUGGGGAAUAAAAUGGUGGAGGUCUGCGCUGUCAGGCGUCCCUACAUGAGCUCAACCCAAUGCACUGCUGAUGAUUGUGAAUUAACCCCGGGCUUCUGUCUCUCCUCUUCUCUCUGCUGAGCAUUUAUCCUGUGCCAAACUGCAGCGGAGCGUCUCAUGUUUUUAUUGUUUUUCGUGUGGAGCAGCUGAAUGAACUCUGUCGGCGGGAAAAAGCAGAAAAUGAAACGACAGCAGAAGAUGAGAUCAGCUGGGCUUCUGCGAGACAAAGAAAAUGAUUUAUUUAUUUUCAUAAUAGGGGAUUGAAAUUCUCUUCAUUAUUUUGCUUCAUUCAAUAAAGAAACUGUAUGUACUGAA